This is a messenger RNA of Peronospora farinosa, 1401 nucleotides long. The record is from the annotation of a GenBank genome assembly. NCBI's taxonomy places the organism in Eukaryota, Oomycota, Peronosporomycetes, Peronosporales, Peronosporaceae.
AUGCUGACCACGCUCACCCGAGCCGAGACUGAAGACUUUGCGGCAGCCAGAGCGCCACCUCAAGCGCCACAGGUGCUAGGCGCAGCUGUUGCAGCUUCAUCAACGCCCAAGAGAGACAAGACACGGCGUUUUACCCUCACACGCCUCAGUCGCAAGCAUGAAGUUAUUGCAGAGACUGAGAUUGAGGAUACUGCAGCAUUUGAGUCACCGUCUUCUGUCAUAUCCUUAAGUUCGGAUAGUACUAGCAGCUUAAGUACGGAUAAAAACAGCUUGAAGCACCCAGUGGGUCCACAAGACUUUGAUUUACUCUGUGUCAUUGGCCAAGGAGCAUUUGGGAAAGUGAUCCAAGUGCGUCAUCAGCCAACGGAUGAGAUCUUGGCAAUGAAAAUUGUAUCGAACAAGUACAUUGUACAGCACAAUUCAGUGAGAUAUUUACAAGCAGAGAGAGACAUUAUGAUCAAGAUCAAUCACCCCUUUUUAAUCAGUCUACGAUAUGCAUUUCAGACCAAGUCAAAUGUAUACUUGGUCAUGCCUUUUGUGGCAGGAGGAGAGCUGUUCCAUCAUUUGCACAAACAAGGCUUACUUCUUGAAAGUUCGGCCAAGUUGUAUGCUGCUGAGAUGGUGCUUGCACUAGAACAUUUGCAUUCAAAGGGUAUUAUUCAUCGAGACUUAAAACCGGAGAAUGUGCUACUUGGUGCUGAUGGACAUAUCCGACUAACGGACUUUGGUCUUGCCAAGGAAAUGGCUGAUGAGGACGGCUCGACGAGUACCAUGUGUGGCACAAACGAGUACAUGCCACCGGAAAUGAUCCGUCGCAAGGCUUACAACCAGGCUGUGGAUUGGUGGGCCCUCGGUGCGCUCAUUUACGAGAUGGUGACGGGUUACCCGCCGUUCAGACACAAGAACCGCAAGAAAUUGCACGAAAAGAUUCUGAACGAGAAGCUCUCUCUUCCUAAAUGGCUUGGUUCAGAUACCCACUCCAUCCUAAAGCAACUGUUGGAGAGAAAUGUGGACAAACGGCUGGGCUCUGGCAAGUCGACAAUGUUCCAGGUAAAAGGUGUGCAGGCCAUCAAGAAACACGCUUUUUUCAAGGGCAUUGACUGGGGUUUAUUAGAGCAAAAGAAGAUACUGCCACCCAUUAUACCCAAUGUCAUGAGCAACACGGACACGACGUACUUUUCAGAAGAGUUUACGACACAAGACGUUGGUCGUCGCAGCCGCAUUGAUAAUGCUGGCGCUAGUGACGACUCGAAAAAGCUUUUUGCACGUUUUUCAUGGGUCGCUGAUGACGCCCCAAGCUUUGCAGAAAUUGGUCGAGAUGGAUCCGAGAAAAAUCUCACUGCUGCAAUUCAAGAUGAGGUGGCGAAAAUUGCGCUUACUGACAGUUUAAACACUUCCUGA